GAGCUUAAUUUAUAUUUUCAUCGAGUCUAAUUUUUAUCAAAAUUCUUCUAAAACAAAGGAUUCUUCGACUUUAAACGGGUAACCCAUCCAUCAUCUUUACUUCGAAAACCACUGUUUUCCAAUCCUAUUUCAAUCAGGAUAACAACGAGAAUGCUCAUUAGGACCGGGUCUUGAAACGGGCCGAAGCUUGCGACCUGAUUUACCAUCAGAUCUACUCGAUAAAUGAUCCGAAUUCAGAAUGGCGGUCGGGGUUGGCGGGGAGAUAUUACCAGAAACGCUAGAAAAAAUGGUUGACAACUGCGGUGCCAUUUCCGUAGAUAUCCAAGCUUUAAUCCGUGUUUUUGACACAAACGAUAGGGUAAAACUUGUGGGGUUAAUAAAAGAGAGCGGCUUUUACCAUUGGUUACCGUGUGUAAAGUUUCUAAAGGUAUCUUCGGAAGAGGCACUAUUUAUGGAUAUGGAAAAAGUGAGGCAAUGGUGUGGUAACGCAUGGGAAAGAUGGAUGCGGAAUUUACAGGAAAGAGGGAAAAUAAAAAUCGAGCCAUUUGGGGCUAACCAGAUGGAUCCAACGGGUGGCGGAGAUAGCUUCUUAGGUGGGUUUGUAGGCGCAUUGGUUCAUGGGUUGGGUGUUCAUGAUGCUGCUUUCGUAGGCAAUUUUUUUGGUUCCCUUUCCGUUGCUCAGAUUGGUCUGCCUAAGUUCGAUUUGAGAUUGUUACAGGAUUGAGUACAAUCGUUCAGUGAAAAAGGGGAAUUGACGGCAAAAUUACCCAAGUAAACUGAGGUUCGGCAUUUGUUGCGGACACUCAUGUUCGCUUUCCGUUUAGCUCUCAUGAGCUUCAGUUAACUCAUAUGAGUUUCCAUUUAACCCUAAUGGGUUUCCGUUCAGCUUCUAUGAGCUUCUGUUUAACUCUUACGGGUUUUCGUUAGCACUUAUGUGCUUCUGUUCAGCUCUUGGGCUUCAGUUUACGAUGUACUCAUAUCUGUAAGACAUUCAUUAGUCUGAAAAAGGUUUUUAAUUCGGUAAGUGACAUUUGAUACUAAUGGUUGAAGACUCAAUGAUAUUGUUGAUUCUGAUAUGAAAUAAGAGAAUUUAUCAAUUGAAGUUGUGAUUGGCAGGAAA
This is a messenger RNA of Gossypium arboreum, 1120 nucleotides long. RefSeq names its product inositol 3-kinase. Gene Ontology annotation, molecular function: kinase activity. The coding region runs from base 239 to 724 and encodes 161 amino acids. The transcript has 2 exons. NCBI's taxonomy places the organism in Eukaryota, Viridiplantae, Streptophyta, Magnoliopsida, Malvales, Malvaceae. The record is from RefSeq and is a predicted model, not a curated record. Gene Ontology annotation, biological process: myo-inositol hexakisphosphate biosynthetic process.